Molecule: messenger RNA, 706 nt
Organism: Myxocyprinus asiaticus (Chinese sucker)
Lineage: Eukaryota; Metazoa; Chordata; Actinopteri; Cypriniformes; Catostomidae
Product: acyl carrier protein, mitochondrial-like
Exons: 5
Coding region: 29-502 (157 amino acids)
Biological process (GO): fatty acid biosynthetic process
Cellular component (GO): mitochondrion
Molecular function (GO): acyl carrier activity; acyl binding
Source: RefSeq, a predicted model, not a curated record
UGGUUUCUGGGACUGAUAUAUCACAGACAUGGCGUCUCGUGCGCUUGCACACUCUGUGCGCUCCAUCGCUCGCGCUGCUGCAAGGUUUAAUGAGGGCAGUGUGCUCACGAGAUCCGCCUGUGCACCCCUCGUCUCAAACCAACGACCACUCUCUGUCAUUUCAUGCAAUCAGCGGACGAGGUGUACUGAACUAGUGCGGAUUACAGGACCCUCUGUUCAGCUGUGUCGACAUUAUGGGGAUCUUCCACCCCUCACAAUAGAGAGCGUCCGAGACCGUGUUAUGUACGUCCUAAAACUGUAUGACAAGAUCAAUCCAGAGAAGCUUCAGACAUCGACUCAUUUCAUGAAAGAUUUGGGACUGGACAGUUUGGACCAAGUGGAGAUUAUAAUGGCUAUGGAAGACGAGUUUGGAUUUGAGAUCCCAGAUGCAGAGGCGGAGAAGCUUAUGACUCCUGCGGAAAUCGUACAGUACAUUGCAGAUAAAAAAGAUGUUUAUGAAUAGAGGCAUAUCAUAUGGUAUGGAGGAUUGACUCUGUAUUAAAACAAUAUGGACUUUGGAUCAACUGUAUUUGGGCAGUGUCCAGAUUCUGUUGUACUUUUUUCUGUCUCUGACUUAUGGAGUCAACUGCCUUGUCCUGUGUUGCUGUAUUGUGGCUAUAAACUCUUGGGAGCUUGAGCUGAAAAUAAAGCAGAGACAAAAUGGUAA